GCGAUCGCAUCUCAGCCGUUCAGAGGACGAUCCGUGAUGGACUUCACCGAGAUAUACAAGCAGACAGCCUCUCUUGUUUCUUUCAGUCCGGGCACCCACUUCCUCCUUACCGCCGUCCAAGACCGUCUCAUCGUCCGCCGCUCAGAUUCCUUCCAGAUCGCCCGCACUUGGCUCGUCGACUCUACGCCUUCACCGACGUCUGCUGCAUUGUCCAACGCUGUCAUUGCCGGCCCAUCAUCUCUGAGGGAUAGAUCAGGAGAGACUAUUUCGAGCGCGUGGAUCACGCAUGCAGGGUGGUCCUGCGACUCUGAAUAUGUUCUUGGUGCGUGUGCAAAGAGCGGAGUAGUCAGUGUCUUCAAGCUCAGGGACGAAACGUGGAGCGCCAGGAUCGAGGCGGGGUCAGAGGGUCUGGUGAAGGCGGAGUGGGCACCAGAUGGACGGACAGUCCUGUGCUUCUCCGAGUGGGGCCUACGAGUGACAAUGUGGUCGCUCGUGACGGGCGCUGCGACCUACAUCCAGUAUCCCAUACACCCAGAUCGCGGCUAUGCCUUUCGGCGAGACUCGCGCUACUUUGUGCUUGCCGAGCGCCACAAGUCCAAGGACACCCUCGGUGUGUACGACGCACACGAAGCAUACCGCCUCGUCAGGCACUUCCCGCUACCGACGGGCUCCCUCUCCUCACUGUCCCUCUCGCCGACGGGCAACUACCUUGCCGUUUGGGAGGGUCCACUUGAAUAUAAGCUCUAUAUUGUGACUUUGGCAGGCAACGUUGUAGGCACGUUCUGCCCUGAACCAGACCCAGGUUUUGGUAUCAGGAUGGUUUCCUGGCAUCCCUCUGGACUGUUCCUUGCCGUCGCCGGAUCGGAUGACAAGGUGCACAUCCUGGAGAGUCUUACUUGGAAUCCUCUCGCUACGCUUGACUUACCCACUCGAAUACCCGCUGGCGUGCGUAUCUGGCGCGAACCGUCAGGUUGGCUGGAUGCAACACAUGGCCGAGGAUUUCUUUCCUACGAGCGAAUACAGCCUCCCUUCACCCUCCCCACUUCCGCUUCCCACGUGCGCACAAAGCCCACAAAGCCCACCACCCGCGCCGCAUCCGGCCGCCUCGGGCUCGCCUCAGGCUCCGGCUCAGGUUCGAUGUCGGGGACGACGCAGCUCGCAUUCAACACCUCCGGCACGCUGCUCCUCGUGCGCUCCGGCGCAUCCCCUACCACCGUCUUGCUCUACGACUUCCCCGGCACCCCCUCCUCUGCAUCGCCGUCUACGAAUGCAUCAACCACACCCCCAGAGAAAGUCGGCAUCCCACAGCUCCGCACUGUCCUUCUGCACACACAGCCCGUCACCGCGGCGCGGUGGAACCCCGACCCCGGGCGGGCGGGCCGUCUCGCCGUCGCGUGCGGGAGCCAGAGCGUGUACCUCUGGAGCGACGAGUGGGUGUCCGAGCCCGACUCGCGCGCGGCGGGAGAGGACGACGGGGAGUCCGAGGUGGCGGAAUGCGUCGGGGUACCUGCGCAGAAGUUCGAGACGCGGGACUUGCGGUGGGCGCCGGACGGGAAGGGGAUGGUGUUGCUGGACCGGGAGACGUUCUGCUGCGCCUUCGAGGUCGAGGAGGAGGGCCAAGAGGGGUAGACGGAGCGAUGACUUACUUGGCCGCACGCGAUGCCGUGAUGUGGAGAUGCGCAUACUUACCUCGAUACGAGACUGACGACUCAAAACUGUGUUCAUGAACAGCGCCCUUUGAAUGGAAUUCAC
Molecule: messenger RNA, 1752 nt
Organism: Dichomitus squalens LYAD-421 SS1
Lineage: Eukaryota; Fungi; Basidiomycota; Agaricomycetes; Polyporales; Polyporaceae
Product: WD repeat-containing protein 8
Exons: 9
Coding region: 37-1629 (530 amino acids)
Biological process (GO): mitotic sister chromatid segregation; microtubule anchoring at mitotic spindle pole body; protein localization to mitotic spindle pole body
Cellular component (GO): mitotic spindle; microtubule organizing center; MWP complex
Molecular function (GO): protein binding
Source: RefSeq, a predicted model, not a curated record